UUCCCAUCUAUCCAUAACCAACCAUGUUCAUUCACCUCCAACUAUCAACAGGCAUCAUACCUAUCACUUACAGCGAAGGCAACACAAUUGCUUUUCACCUGAGAGGAUUCAAAAUUAAUUUCGGAUUCAUUUCGAUUGAAAGAUCACAGACAUUUUCUUUAACCAUGGACAUUUUCUUAUAAAAUGUGGAUAUUUCAAACUAGUUGAUUUCUUUUAGAAUUCGCUGCAGAUCGUUUCAAMGGCAUACUUUUUUGAUUGGCAACGUCUCAAUUGGGCACCGGGUAAUUUAGAUGAUGAUGAUGUCUAGGUUGCAGCUAUUGCUCCUGUUGUGGUGCGCCAUCGCCCUCACUUGGGCACCAGUCGCAUCCAGCGAUGUGAUGGAGAACUCUCUGACAGAUGUCCAUGAUGGAAUUAAAGAGAAACUAGAACAGACCGAGGGACCACUUCUGGAUGAUGAGAUGGACAACCAGGAGAACGUUUUAACUCAGCUGCUGGGUGAUUAUGACAAAGUGAAAACGCUGUCGGAAGGCUCUGACUGUCGCUGUAAAUGUAUUGUCAGACCCCUGAGCAGAAGUGCCUGCAGGCGGAUAGAGGAGGGUGCAGCAAAGGCCGAAGACUUUUACACAGUGGAGACUGUGACAUCGGGGCCCAAUUGUAAAAAGUGUGCAUGCAUAGCCCCGCCCUCUGCUCUGAAUCCCUGCGAGGGAGAUUACAGGUUCAAGAAGCUGCAGGAGGCGGGGAAAGAUGACAUCAAGCUCUCAACAAUAAUGGAGUUACUGGAGGGAGCGUUUUACGGGAUGGAUCUGUUAAAGUUACACUCGGUUACAACUAAACUUCUCAACAGGGUUGACAAUAUAGAAAAGACCUUUUCUCGUAACCACACGGAGAAGGAGAAAGUGAGUGUGAGGAGCCGCUCUAGUGAGGAGAAUGAGAGAGAGAAGGAGAGAAGAGCACAGCAGAGGAUGGAAAAGAGAAAACGUCUGACUGAGCUGGAGCCGUCCCUGCAGAAGGAUACGGCUGCAGCCUAUGCUAACACAGAGAAGAAGUAUGAGGAGCGCUACGUGGGGGCCAAGGGCCAGGGGGCCACCAGGCCCAUGCUGAAGAGGAGCCAGCCAGAGGACAGGGAGGAGCCCCAGUGGCCCCUGAAAGGCAAGGUGGGGCCCAACGGCAUGGUCAUCAGAGGGGUGACCUUCUACAAGGCCAACACAGUGGACGAUGGAGCCGGUGAAGAGCUCACAGCAGAGGAAGCCCUGAGCGGUGAUGGUUCCAUGGACCUACUCAUCGAUGACCAGCUACUGAGACCCACCCAGCCCAGACCUGUGGCAGGCCCCCCAACACCUGCAUCCCAAGACAGGAAGGGGAACCCAGAUGACCAGGCGACUGACACCCCCAAAACAGCCACUAGUCCCCAAAGGAAUCCCAUUACAUCUGCCCCUGGAGCUACCGGGACACCAUCAACCACUGUUUCCAUCCCGACCACCACCACCAUUCAAACAAACACUAACACAACGGUUGCGACCACCACAACCACCAUUCAACCAGCGACUACCACAACCACCACUCAACCAGCGACUACCACAACCACCACUCAACCAGCGACUACCACAACCACCACUCAACCAGCGACUACCACAACCACCAYUCAACCAGCGACUACCACAACCACCACUCAACCAGCGACCACUAGAAAACCUGAAACCGUGUCUGUAUUGACCACGUCUCCAACCACUGCACUGCAAAAUGUCAACAGCACCACAGCCCCGACAAGCAAGGUGACUAGUGCGCCCAGACCCAAGCAUCACAUCAGCUGGACAGAGGGCCACUCAGAGGUUCCCUCGGCGACCCCUAAAGUCCCUGGCCUGUGCAAAGACACUCUGGCCACCAUCUCUGACCCAGUGACCCAUAAUACCUACGGCCGGAAGGAAGGUGCCUGGAUGAAGGACCCGAAGGGCAACGGAAAUUUAAUCUAUGUCACCAACUACUACUAUGGCAACAACCUACUGGAAUUCCGCGACAUGGACACCUUCAAAAAAGGACGCUUCACCAAUUCCUACAAGCUGCCGUACAACUGGAUCGGCACGGGUCACGUCGUAUACAACGGAGCCUUCUACUACAACCGGGCCUUCUCCCGUGACAUCAUCAAGUUUGACUUGCGUCUACGCUACGUUGCGGCCUGGACAACGCUGCAUGACGCAGUGUUCGAGGAGGAGGAGGACACCUCCUGGAGGUGGCGAGGACACUCGGACAUCGACUUUGGGGUGGACGAGAGCGGCCUGUGGUUGGUGUACCCUGCGCUGGACGAGGAGGGCUUCCACCAGGAAGUAAUCAUGCUAAACCGUGUGAACCCAGCUGACCUCAGCCUCCAGAGUACGUUCAGAACAGGCCUGAGGAGACACUUCUACGGAAACUCCUUUGUCAUCUGUGGCGUCCUGUACGCGGUGGACAACUUUGAGCGUAUCCACGCCAAUAUAUCCUACGCCUAUGACACGCACACACACACCCAGAUGAUCCCCAGAUUACCGUUCACGAACAACUACACGUACACAACGCAAAUCGACUACAACCCCAAGGACAAAAAGCUGUACGCAUGGGACAACGGUCACCAGGUGACCUACGAUGUUAUAUUUGCAUAUUAAAAGCCGUGGAGUAGUGAUAAAAUAAAAAGGGACCAGCACUUUUUUUGUAUAAAAGUUUUUUUUAAAUAUAUAAAAAAAUUGCCUUAGUGGAUUGUAGAGCAGUCUACAGGGCCUUUGUGUUGUACUGUAUAAUUCACAUUUUGGUGCUCUGUCUUUUAUUGCUCAAAAUGGCUCCCGUGUUGUCCCGGCGCAUGUUGUAUUUUAUAUAAUGGUCACGGUCUUUAACUGCCCAAAGGGCAGCAGGCAAGAUCAUUCAGCGAAGCAAGACAAGGUAUUUUCUUACUGCUUGUUAGAAGUUUAAAGUGUAUGUUGUAUAUACUUGAAUUAAAAAUAAAACUGUUAAUAAAAUAUGCAUUCAAACAUGAAUGCUGACACACAAACAA
Salvelinus sp. IW2-2015 is the source of this 3019-nucleotide messenger RNA. Its product is annotated as olfactomedin-like protein 2B. NCBI's taxonomy places the organism in Eukaryota, Metazoa, Chordata, Actinopteri, Salmoniformes, Salmonidae. The record is from RefSeq and is a predicted model, not a curated record. Gene Ontology annotation, biological process: signal transduction.